Molecule: messenger RNA, 1902 nt
Organism: Penicillium samsonianum
Lineage: Eukaryota; Fungi; Ascomycota; Eurotiomycetes; Eurotiales; Aspergillaceae
Exons: 3
Coding region: 1-1902 (633 amino acids)
Biological process (GO): potassium ion transmembrane transport
Cellular component (GO): plasma membrane
Molecular function (GO): potassium ion transmembrane transporter activity
Source: RefSeq, a predicted model, not a curated record
AUGCUAUGCGGUGGAGACCGUGAGAAGGGGGAUGUAGCGAUGGAGGAGAAAUGGGACUACGUGAACUUGGACGACUUUAAAUCCGAGUCUUGCUGGACUCCGUUCUCAUAUUUCUUCUUAUGGGUGUUCCUAUUCAUCUCGUUUGCAGUCUACGGUGUCGAUACAUUCACUGCAAUCAACUUGCUGGCUUUCUCUCGGUGGUCCGGCAGGGUUCAACCCGCCAUUCCCUUCAAUAUCUCCCGCUGGAUCUUCGCCGCCUGCAUCAUUGCUUCGUUCAUUCUUUUGGCCUACCGAUGGAUACAUGCCAUCCGCGCCAUCCGCUCGGGUAGUAUUACUCGCAGCUUUCUGGACCCGCUGGCUGUGCGUAUCCAGAGUGUUCGCUUCGGCAAGCGGGGUCGUGGAUACAGGAGAUUCCUUGUAUUCGCUGAAUUAACGAAAGACAGGAAAGCCGCAGAAUAUGUUGCUCUGUAUGCAUACUUCUCUUUCCAGUUCUGGAUGAACACGAUCUUCGCGGAUGGCCCGCGUCAAGUUCUCAAUGCGAUUACUCUAUAUUCGGUCAUGCAGAUGGACCUCAUUCCUGGAGGAAAGAAUGCAGCGCACGACGAUGGAUCUUCCUCGAUUGGUCAAUUCUUCAACAACAUUAAGAUUAUGGCCGAGGACAACAACCUUCAAGCUGUGGUCUUGUUUGGUAUGCUUUUCACCUUGGUCAUUUGGGUCCUAUCAGUUCUCAAGUUGAUCUCGGCGAUCGUACUCUAUUUGAUCUUCCUGUUCCACCAUAUCCCAGCGGAAGACGGUACUCUUUCGAGGUACUGCCGUCGGAAGGUUGGUCAGCGUCUGAAGCGCAUCGUGCACCGUAAGAACACCAAGGCCCUGGCGAAGGGACUCAAAUUACAAAAUAGAGCACCCACUCAGCCAACGCUGGUCACGGAUUCGAACCCGACCCUGCCGUCUUUCGCUGGAGAUAAAGUCCCCGCAGUGGCUUCGUUGUCGCGAAGUACCACCCAGACCACUUUGCCGCCUUACUCGCGAUCAGCUUCCUCGACAAUGCCGGGACUCAACCCGACACUGCCGAAUCUGGACUUCGAUGCCAAACCAAGACUAGCUCGAACCGGAACUUCAUCUUCAGCAGCUUCCGAGUCCGCUUCACUGACAGGCAAUGCCGCCGGAAUGGGAUACACCCCUCUUGAUCACCAGAACCCGACGCUUCCCCCAGUACCUCCCUUGCCGGCAAACGUCCCAUCACGGAUGGCCACUCCUCACUCUCGAGCGACUCCAGCGCCAUAUGGCAAUGAUGAUCACAAUAGAUAUCGCAACCUGACUGAUAACUCUGAUUCUCGGCCAUAUCAGAGUCAUACCCCAGCGCCCGAUUAUGCUUCGGCUGAUAUAAACGCUUCCGAUGAUUAUGAUUAUUUCAACCGUGACCAUGCGCCUGCCCACUACGAUCCCUACGGUCCUCCGAGGGGGGCAUACGGCGGAGAGGACGGGUACGGAGCAAGAUACGGGACUCCCGGUGGCCAGAGAGGCGCGCCUCACGCACAGCAAGAUUACUACCCACAGGAUCCAUAUUCAACAAGAUCAUACACGCCGGCCAGCACUGGUGGGACGCCUGCUCCUUAUCGAUCCAACACCCCGGCAAGCUACCGACCACCCCCUCCCCCACAAGCCACAUUGGUGCAGCCUCCACCAAGGAUGUUCACUCCAAUGAGUUCGGCAACUCCCGCUCCUCAAAAUGGCGGCUAUGCAGCCUUCAACCCAUCGAUGGCUCAUCACACACCCCAGCCUCCCUCCCAGGGGCCUCCCGGUCCGUCCAGCUUUACUCGAGCAAACACCACUUCGCCCUCUGCCAUGCAUCGCGCUCCACCAGGGCACGCAUUCAAUCGCUCAAAUACCCACCAAUACUGA